AAUUUUAACCUCUUCAGAGAAAGAGAGAGAGAGAGAAAGUUCGGAACAGUCGGAGCAUUUCGAAGAGAAACUGUCAUUACAUCGUAAAUGCGUAUUUAUAAGAAUUUUUGACUUUAGAAUUAAAAAAAGAGAUAAUCCGAAACCACGAUCGCUAAUCUGGUGCAAAUUAGUAUAGUAUUUAAGAAAUGUAUAAAUCGAAUCAGGAACCAGAUAUACCCGCAGCAUUGGGUUUAUUGUCUCAUCUUGAUAAUGACGAGCUGAAGGAAUUAUUAAAUAAUGAUGGGAAAUUCGAAGAUAUCGUGAAAGAUAUAAAACAGUUCAAGGAUCUUGAAACCGAAAAGGAGAUGUUAAUGGCUAGCAAUAGAUCUUUAGCUGAAUUUAACUUGUCCAAGCAACCUGAAUUAGAAGAAGGUAAACAAGUUUUAAAGGAAUUAAGUGAACAAGCUAAUCAAUUGUGCUCCAGUGUCAGGGAUAAAAUAGACGAAAUACGUGAUAAGUCUGGUACAAUGACAGUUGAUACUGCACUUGACCUGCUGCAAGCAGCGGCCGCUGAGAUUGAAGAAGAGUCGGAGGGGAUAGCGCAGAAAUUUCUAGCCGGUGAUAUUGAAGUAGACGAGUUCUUGGAUCAGUUCUUGUCUCGAAGAAAAUUAAUGCACUUACGUAAAGUAAAAGUAGAUAAACUACGAGAGAUAAUAAGAAAAGGACAUUCAAACAGCACUCCUGGUUAUCCUUCAAUCGCUUCGAAUUUCCCUGGACUAGCGCCCUCCAUACCAUAUCCAACUGGACCAGUAGCUAUGCCGAUGCCAGGAUUACCAGUUUAUAGACCAUAUUAAUGUGAAAAGUUAUGUCAUGUAUUUAUUUGUUUUUAUGAUUUUCCACUUAUAAUUUCUUUGAUCACAAGGUAUCCGAUGCUGUUUGUAUAUUAUGUCUUUUGCACAUUAAUUUUUCACUAUUUUUAUAUUGCUGACAUGUUGUAAAAGAGCUGAUUAUUACAUUUACCUAAAUCCUUCGUUAUUUAACUAUUAAUGAUAGACAGUUUUAGCGUGCUAAUAUUUCUAAAAUAUUGUCUGCCCCAUUUGUGAAAUAUCUAAAAGUUUAUGUUUGAAUAUGCAUAUUUGAAUGCAUUAAUUGCAUGCUAUUAAUAACAAUUUCUAUCACAGUACAUAGCAUAUUUCUUAAAGGACUAUAUAAAUAUCUUGUCAUUCUUGAAUUCUUCAUCAUGAUCUAUUUAAUAUUGUCCUUAUUUUAAUAAC
Molecule: messenger RNA, 1253 nt
Organism: Trachymyrmex septentrionalis
Lineage: Eukaryota; Metazoa; Arthropoda; Insecta; Hymenoptera; Formicidae
Gene: Vps37B
Product: vacuolar protein sorting-associated protein 37B
Exons: 4
Coding region: 186-833 (215 amino acids)
Biological process (GO): ubiquitin-dependent protein catabolic process via the multivesicular body sorting pathway; protein targeting to membrane; protein targeting to vacuole
Cellular component (GO): ESCRT I complex
Source: RefSeq, a predicted model, not a curated record